This is a messenger RNA of Dendrobium catenatum, 1153 nucleotides long. Its product is annotated as reticulon-like protein B3. Bases 76 to 855 code for a protein of 259 amino acids. The record is from RefSeq and is a predicted model, not a curated record. Lineage: Eukaryota; Viridiplantae; Streptophyta; Magnoliopsida; Asparagales; Orchidaceae. The transcript is spliced from 5 exons.
GCGGUGAUCGUACAGAGAGGAGAGAGAGAGAGAGAGAGAGAGAGAGAGUAGCGGCAACGCUUUGUUUGAGCGGGGAUGGCGGAGCAGGCAGAGGAAUCGAUUCCGAGGGCGGAGCCGAGGUCGUUUACGGAGAAGAUAGAGGAGAAGAUUCAUGAGCACAAGUCUUCCUCUUCUUCUUCCGAUUCUGACAACGACAAAUCGGAACACCAUUCUUCUUCAGUUAAAAGCGGAAUCCGACGCCUUUUCGGGAGGGAGAAGCCCGUCCACCAGGUCUUUGGUGGCGGCAAGCCUGCUGAUGUUUUCCUGUGGCGAAACAAGAAAAUCUCAGCUACUGGUCUUACUGUGGCUACUGCAAUCUGGAUCUUAUUUGAAUUGCUUGACUAUCAUGUGCUUACUCUAGCUGCUUAUGGCCUAAUUAUCGUACUGGCAAUACUGUUCCUGUGGUCGAAUGCAACGACAUUCAUCAGCAAAUCUCCACCUCGCAUUCCUGAGGUGAGCAUUCCUGAGGAUCUGGCGUUGAACGUUGCCUUAUCACUGAGAUAUGAGAUAAACAAAACUUUUGCUGUUCUGAGGGACGUUGUAUCCGGACGAGAUCUGAAGAAAUUUCUUGCUGUGAUUGUUGGCUUGUGGAUCCUUUCAACCGUUGGCAGCUCUUGCAGUUUCUUGACCUUGUUCUAUAUAGUAUUUGUUCUGCUGCAUACUGUGCCUGUUCUAUAUGAGAAGUAUGAGGACAAAGUCGACUUCUAUUGGGAUAAAGCAACAGCAGAACUUGAGAAGCACUGCAGCGUUAUUCGUGCCAAAGUCAUGAGUAGGAUUCCCAAGUCCGCGCAAACAAAGGCCAAGAAGCAUCAGUAAGAAGAUGGAGCUCUGCUGGUGCUGGUGCUGGUGCUGGUUUAUUAGCUAUUCUGUAGUAAUUGUACUUAUCAGGAAUUCAGUUUGAUCUUCUAAUGCUCGCUUUGUCCAGUCUUUAUGCACAGAUAUAUAACUUCAUGAACGAGGUGUCUAAUUUCUGUGAGUUGUGCUUUUGUUCUUUUGAUAACUUCAACUAGUUAUUUGAACAUAAUAAUUACAGAAUUAUAGUAGAUAGCUCUGUCUACAUAGUUCCUUUCAAGUAGUUAUUGAUGUGAAGCAGAUACUGAAGCUGUUUGGUUUA